AUGAUGAUGCCAGGUCCUGUGGUGCCGUUGGCGGGCGGCGAUGCGUUCCAUUACCAGGGUCCUGGCGAUCAGAUGUCCAAGUGCGUGCUCCUUGGCGCAUACAUCUUCAUGAUUGUUGCCAACGCCGUUUCGGCCCUGAGCGGCGGCAGCGGUUCGACCAUCGGCGAUGUCUCGGACGCGUUUCCGACAUACAUAACGCCUGACGGCACGACCUUCGCUAUCUGGGGCGUGAUCUACUUGAUGUGGUUGGUGUUCGUCGUUGCUCAGUUCGGUAUUGGCGUCUGCCCAUGCUUCGAUGGCAGCUGGAUGUAUAUGGGCAACGGGAUUCGUUACCUAAUUUCGGUCGCUUUUGCCUUGAACGGUGUGUGGUUGCCACUGUACACCAUGAAGCUGUUCUGGGCCGCGCUCAUCGUCAUCGCUGCGUACCUCGUGGUGCUCGUUGUGUGUAUAGUGGCAGUGAAUGGGCGGACAGUCGUUCGACCAGGCUUUCCAUGCAGCGGCAUCAUCCAAUACGUGUGCUUCGCAGCGCCCAUCACUCUGAACGCCGCGUGGCUUGUGGUGGCAACUGCCGCGAACUUCUUCACGGUGUUCGGCCAGUUGGGUUGGAAGGAUGUGUACGGUGUUGCCGGCAGCCCGCAAGCGGCUAUGCUCGUCGUCCUUCUUGCCACGAGCUUGGCCAUAGCCGUGGCCAUCGGAGCCUAUGAUGCGGCGUGGCCGCUGGCCACCGCUUGGGCGCUGCUUGGCUUGUACAGGAUGCAUUCGCCGCCCGGAGAUGGAGAGCUCGGAUUCCCAGAUGAAGCGAUGAAUUCUAUGCUUGCGUCGUCUGCGCUGUGCGGCUCUAUCGUCAGUUUUCUUGCCGCUUGGGCUGGUGGGAUUCUCAUGGCUUUCGCCCUAAGCGGUUGCUGCUUUUUCGCAGGAAGCCAGCACUAUCCAGGACCUGGGUGUGAGAUCCCGACGGCCGCACCCUACAGUCAUCCGAUGGCGAGCUCCAUGUACCGGCCAGGGCCAAUUUUUUGA
Molecule: messenger RNA, 1017 nt
Organism: Prorocentrum cordatum
Lineage: Eukaryota; Dinophyceae; Prorocentrales; Prorocentraceae
Source: the annotation of a GenBank genome assembly